Messenger RNA from Austrofundulus limnaeus, 4371 nucleotides. RefSeq names its product DGCR8 microprocessor complex subunit (gene dgcr8). The transcript is spliced from 14 exons. Gene Ontology annotation, molecular function: identical protein binding; heme binding; primary miRNA binding. Lineage: Eukaryota; Metazoa; Chordata; Actinopteri; Cyprinodontiformes; Rivulidae. Gene Ontology annotation, biological process: primary miRNA processing. Bases 383 to 2737 code for a protein of 784 amino acids. Gene Ontology annotation, cellular component: microprocessor complex. The record is from RefSeq and is a predicted model, not a curated record.
CUUGCCGCUUUGCUUUUCCUCAAGAUGGCGGUGCUGCCACUGAGCUUAUAUGGGACCACCCCGACAAUAAAAUAAUUUAGGAAGUUGUUUAAGUUGCCAGACCGUGAAGCGUGCGUCUUAUUUAUCACUCCCAGAUGGCCGCAGUGAAUGAUCAGUGCCUCUCUUCCAAAAUAAGCUGAAUGCAUUGUGAUUUCCAAUAAUUGAGACAGUGAUUCUGAAAGCUGUCUACAUUAAUGAAAAGAGCAAUGUAAUCAGCUUAGCAUAUUCACCUCUGGUACGUGAUCUAUACAGAGUUUCUGCAUGUGCAAUCUUAACUGGAGACAAGACUCAUUUUCAAGGAUUUUAACGUAGUUGUCAGGUUUUAGCUUUUGAUUAAGAGAAAAUGGAUUUAGAUGAUAUUCUACCCCCUCUCCCCUUGGAGCCACCUGAUGAUUUUGGUCUAGACCAGGGCAGAGCACCUCCACCACCUCCCCUGCAAACGUCCAGUGACGCAGAGGUAAUGGACGUUAGCUCUGGUGGUGAUGGAUACACAUCCACCCCAGGGGAGGGGGAAGACGCGACACAGCAGCCCAUCAGCAGGGGCUUAAUAAGUUUCUGUAGCCACCUUUCAGACGAGGUCACUUCCAACCCACCAUGCCCCAGAACAGCCCGCCACGCUCCCCAAGUCACCAAGUUUCUGCCAGACCUCAAGCUGCUUAGAGAUGUAAAGAUCAGCGUGAGCUUCACCGAAAGCAGCAGCAGCAGCAGCACCAGUAAUAACACUAGCAGCAAAGACAGACAGGUUUUGUACACAGGUGAGGGGCAGGAGGCAGGAAGCCACAGUGAGUUAGGCAGUUAUGACUUGCAUGAUCCUUCAAGUAUCCUAGAAGAAGCUGAAGGGAGCUGUGGAGCAGGAAACUCCACAGGAAGAAAGUCUGAUGAGGCUGAGGUAGACCUGGAAAACAAAGUGGAGUUUGCUGUCUUGGAUGAGUUUGAGGACUUUUACGAGAACCUCUUGGAUCAGGAUGAUGAGCACGGUGGCUUUAAGUCUGGCUCCAUAGUUCAGCAGGAACAAGUGGACGACGAGGCUGUCUCUUUCGCCUAUGAGGAGGGGUUUGAUAAUGAUGUUGACGCUCUGCUGGAGGAGGGCUUGCCCGUCCCCAAGAAGAUGCGCCUCGCAGAGGACCGAUAUGCUGGAGACAGUGAUCAUCAGUCAGAUGGUGAAGGAGGCGUUCAGCCCAUGAUGACCAAAAUUAAGACUGUCUUGAAGAGUCGUGGCCGUCCUCCCACUGAGCCUUUACCUGACGGAUGGAUCAUGACAUUCCAUAACUCAGGCAUUCCAGUCUACCUGCACAGAGAGACCAGAGUGGUCACCUGGUCCAGACCAUAUUUCCUUGGAACUGGCAGUAUUAGGAAACACGACCCACCUGUUAGCAGCAUCCCUUGCCUGCACUACAAAAAAAUGAAGGAUCAGGAGGAGAGGGAGCUGAACGGGGAGGUAACAUCCAAUGCAGAGGAGUCUCCUGUGAAGCUUGGCGAGGAGGUUGUUGGUGAAGAAACGGCAGCCAAGUCGGAGGAGGAGCAGGAUGCUCUUUUCUCUGGCGUCACUGACCCUGACCAAGAUGGAGAGUCUGCAGCUGAUAACAGCCUGCAGAAUAAAGAAUCUCUGCCCUGCGACACUGCACAGGGGGCCUUAGGGCAGGUCAAGGCCAAGGUGGAGGUGUGCAAAGACGAGUCCAUAGAACUUGAAGAUUUUCGUCUGUAUCUUGAAAAAUGUUUUGACUUUGAACAAGUCACUGUCAAGAAGUUUCGCACUUGGGCCGAGCGAAGACAAUUCAACAGAGACAUGAAGAGGAAGCAGGCGGAGUCUGAGAGACCUAUUCUACCUGCCAAUCAAAAGCUCAUCACAUUAUCAGUCCAAGAUGCUCCAACYAAGAAGGAAUUUGUGAUCAAUCCCAAUGGAAAGUCUGAAGUUUGCAUCUUGCAUGAAUAUAUGCAGCGUGUCCUGAAGGUCCGACCUGUUUACAACUUUUUUGAUUGUGAAAACUCAAGUGAACCCUUUGGAGCGUCAGUCAUUAUAGAUGGAGUCACUUACGGCACAGGAACCGCCAGCAGUAAAAAACUUGCCAAGAACAAAGCUGCUCGAGCCACACUGGAAAUCCUCAUCCCUGACUUUGUGAAGCAGACCUCAGAGGAGAAACCUGUUGAGGGUGAUGAACUAGAGUAUUUUAAUCAUAUCAGUAUAGAAGACUCCAGAGUGUACGAGCUGACCAACAAAGCAGGACUACUUUCGCCAUAUCAGAUUCUUCAUGAGUGCCUUAAAAGAAACCAUGGAAUGGGGGACACCAGCAUCCAAUUUGAGGUGAUCCCAGGGAAAAACCAGAAGAGUGAAUACGUUAUGACGUGUGGGAAACAUACAGUACGAGGGUGGUGCAAGAACAAGAGGGUUGGUAAACAGCUAGCAUCUCAGAAGAUCUUACAGAUGCUUCACCCCCAUGUGAAGAACUGGGGCUCACUGCUACGAAUGUACGGCAGGGAGAGCAACAAGAUGGUCAAAAAGGAGAGCUCUGAUAAAAGUGUGAUUGAGCUUCAGCAGUAUGCCAAAAAGAACAAGCCAAACCUCCACAUCUUGAACAAACUGCAAGAAGAAAUGAAGAAGUUGGCAACACAAAGGGAGGAAACGAGAAAGAAACCCAAGAUGACCAUAAUGGAGUCAGCCCAGCCGGGGAGCGAGCCCCUCUGCACUGUUGAUGUUUAAGUCUCCAAAUCACUGAUGAACCACAGCACUGAAAGCCAGUCACUGUCAAAACAUCACCAUCCACACCCAGAUUAUGCAUCGCCCAGAUGAAAAUGCAAUACAGUCUCACACUGAGCAGGCUGGUUCGAGUUGCUUCCUCCUUCACCUACAUGUUAGUGUUGAGCAGGUACAUGUUAAGGUAGGACUAAAUGCAUUUACAGACAGACUCUAGACAAAUUACUGCCUACCUCUCCAGAUGCAUCCAUGCUAUAAUGCUAAAUAUUCGUUAAUGGGACGUGAUUAAAUAUGAACCACAUCUGAAAAAUAAAUGCACGUAUUUGUAAACAAUAGAAACCACUGCACUCAUUGGUUUUUCUGUCAGUGUUGUUUUCUACAGGCACAGUCUUUAGGUAUCUUUUUGUUUUUAGUGCUGGAAGUAUUUGAAAGGGACUACUAAUACUUGUAUUUAUACUUGUCAUUCAUUAGGGAAGCAAAGUUUCUUGUUUGGCUAUAACAAUGGUAGCUCUGGAUAAUUGGAGGUAAUCAAUUGCGUACUGUUUUCUUAAUAACCAGAAUUCAAAGUCGUCUUGGUUUGCAUGACAAGAACUUACGUUGUGAAGUGAUCACUGUUUGGACCUGUUCUGCACUUGUGUCCGGUCUGAUGUUUUCGUUAAGUAAUUACGCUGUUGGUCCAAAUGCUUUUGAGACAUUUUGUUUUAGACGUUUUGUUAAAAGGGUUUCCUAGCCUUUUUAUAGUAUUUGUUGUUUUUCUUCAUGCUGACACUGCAGUAAACUCAGUUCAGGGCCUGAGUUCUGCAAUAGGUUUGAACAUUUCAUUAAUAUUAGUUCUCAUUUGCUUUUCUUUCUAUAUUUGUGCUCAACCGCUUUUCAUUUAGGAUGGCCUUUUUAAAAGAAAUCCAGUUGGCUACAUGUUGCCUUAGUUAAUCCAUUUCAUGAAGGGCUCCGACACUAAACAAUACAUUGGACCUAAAAUCACCUUUCCUCAGCAGGAAGUGGGACGACCAAGCCCCAUUUACUUGAUAUAUAGCAUUUAUGGGAUAGGUGAUCAUAUUUAAAAGAAAAGCUUGCUAAUUGUCAUACAUAUGGAAAUAGUAAACAGCAUGUGCAGUUUUUUGAGUUGUCUUAAUGGAUUGUGGAGUUUGUAUGUUUGACAUCUUUGUGACAGUUUGUUGUUUACCCACAGGUUUUAAAAAAAUCUAAAGGCAAACUUGUAAAAACUGACAAGUGUGCAUACCAAAGCUUAUAUCUUAUGCAUUUUAUAGGAUCUUUUAAUGUUGUUGCAAACUUGAGUACAUAUACAAAUAAAAAUGUAAUAAAAGAAAAGGCAUAAAGGCUGAAGUUGCUGGAGCAAAGAAAAAACAAACUGCUGUGCUUUUUCUACAAAACAUCUGAAGAGACAUGAGUUUAAACAGCUCUUGUAACAGUGUAAUCUGCUUUGAGAAUGUGCUGUGUGCAUUUUGUCAACUUUGUGCUGACGUAAGGAGAGAAAUCAAAAUACUGGUUUUAUGUUGAAUUGUACCAAUAAAUUGUUUUAAACUGUUGCUGCCUAGAAACUGAUGUGUUGCAACUUGAACUCUUUGACUUCAGUGAUAUAUUUGUUAUGCAAAAUAAAAAUGUCUUGACUAAUGACUACA